UUAGAAACCAGAACCGGAAGUUUAGAGCAGCGAACUUGUGCAGUCGAAAUGGUACGGUUACAUGUGAAACGAGGCGACGAAAGCCAAUUCCUAUUUGAUACAACUGUUACCACACCUGUGGAUGAACUGGUCAAACAAAUUACUGACAUUUAUAAUGGGAGGCUUAAAGUUGACAGAAUAUGUUCAGAAAUUGGAGAACUGGCAGAGCAUGGUAUUACAUUGCCACCCAACAUGCAAGGACUAACUGACGAGCAGAUCACAGAUCUUAAAUUAAAGGACGAAUGGGAAGAUAAAUGUGUACCUAGUGGGGGGAGUGUCUUUGAAAAAGAUGAUAUCGGAAGGCGAAACGGACAAGCCCCAAAUGAGAACAUGAAGCAGGUUUUGAAGAAGACUGUAGAGGAAGCAAAAGCAUUAAUAUCUAAGAAACAAGCUGAAGCAAAUGUAUGUGUUACUAUGGAAAUGGUGAAAGAUGCUCUAGACCAGCUGCGAGGUGCUGUGAUGAUAGUGUACCCUAUGGGAUUGCCUCCCCACGAUCCCAUCAGAAUGGAAUUUGAGAAUAAAGAAGAAAUCUCAGGAUCUCAUGCAGGGCAGCUUGUUAUUGAGGAACCAGAAGCGCAGUUGUGGUGGGCUGGAAAAGAAUUACUGAGAAAGCAGAAACUUUCAGACUUUGUGGGCAAAAAUGAGAAAACAAAACUUAUUGUGAAGAUACAAAAAAGAGGUCAAGGAGCUCCAGCUCGUGAGCCAGUUGUUUCUGAAGAAGAGCAAAAAAAGAUGAUGCUGUAUUAUCAUAGACGGCAAGAAGAACUCAAGAAACUUGAAGAAGAUGACGAAAUAUCAUAUAUGAAUGCGGAUUGGUCAGACAGUCAUGCUUUAAAAAGACAGUUUCAAGGAGUAAAGGAUAUAAAGUGGAGACCGAGAUAGAAGACACUUGUUAUUUAUGGGAAUCUUGCUGUAAAAUAUAUUAAUAAAUUAUCUUUUUAUUUGCA
Messenger RNA from Bombina bombina (fire-bellied toad), 986 nucleotides. It is a transcript of the gene CFAP298, whose product is annotated as cilia and flagella associated protein 298. Gene Ontology annotation, biological process: regulation of cilium movement. The record is from RefSeq and is a predicted model, not a curated record. Lineage: Eukaryota; Metazoa; Chordata; Amphibia; Anura; Bombinatoridae. Bases 49 to 921 code for a protein of 290 amino acids. The transcript is spliced from 8 exons.